This is a messenger RNA of Annulohypoxylon maeteangense, 1706 nucleotides long. Its product is annotated as ankyrin repeat-containing domain protein. NCBI's taxonomy places the organism in Eukaryota, Fungi, Ascomycota, Sordariomycetes, Xylariales, Hypoxylaceae. Gene Ontology annotation, molecular function: protein binding. The transcript has a single exon. The record is from RefSeq and is a predicted model, not a curated record. The coding region runs from base 383 to 1579 and encodes 398 amino acids.
AUAGAACCGACUGAGUUCGAUGCUACACAAGGCACCUACAAAGAGCAAAUCGAGGACCUAAAGCCUUGCUUUGAAGUUAUUUUGCACUCGACAUCUGAAAUUUUGCUCGACGUCGAUCACGAAAUCACACGUCUACGCCGUUACCACUCCCGGGGAGAUCCCCUCGCAUCUUCAAAAGUUGUUCCAGUGUUACAGGAAUUUUUUAUAAAUGUCAGGUUUGGCCUGCGGAGGAACCGGUCCUCACUGUGUCUUAUGAUGGAAUGUCUUCAGAGGUAAUCGAUUGAACUCUUCAAGUACCAACGACGAUGAUGACCUAAUUGACACGCAAUACAGAGGAAGUUUAUUGGGGGCGACUAUCCAACUAGUCGACCAGACUACAUUGAUGCACCGCUCUUCUGUGAAGACGACAGAGUCGUCAAGGCUACAACCAUUAGUAGCAGUUGAUCUGCAUAAAGUAUCAAAUCAACCGGAUAUACGGCGACUUCUCGUCAAGUACCGAAACAAACGUAUAAUUUCUCAAGAGAGCGAGUCUAAGCUUAACCGUAAGCUCCACGAAGCCAUUACUAGGUGCGAUCAUGGCUCCGUCCAUAAAUGCCUCUUAUCGAAAGCCAAACCGGACACACCACUUGAACAAUCGAGGCUUGCACCGAUUCAUCGAGCCCUAAGCCAAGUGGAGGCAUCGCUCGCCUCCGGCAAUACCACAGCCGCCGCAGCAUCAGCUUCGAUCGUGACGGCCCUAGUUCUCGCAGGUGCGACGCUCCAAACAUUAGAUGAAGAUGGCCGAACCCCUCUUAUACGAGCGGUCAUGAAUGAGAUGCCUGAUUCUCUGAUAUCAUUGUUGCUGGAAUUUGGAACACCCGUGAAUGUUAGGGAUAGAAAGAAGAAUACCGCACUCCAUUAUGCAGCGACGAAGGCCCCUUCGGGCGAGAUGGGAAAUAUUGAUACUAUUCGGAUUUUACUAGCCCACGGAGCGAACCAAGGCUUGAGAAAUAAGAGAGGGCGUACAGCCUUGCAUGAAGCUGUGUCGUUUAUGUGCCAUGACCGAAGUCGAGAGCUCCUGGACUACGGAGCAGACCUAGACAUGACCGACAAUAAUGGAUGGUCCCCUUUAUUUGGAGCAGUCACGCAGGGAAGCACGGCACUUACUAAACUACUAUGUGGUCGCGGCGCUCGCGUUGACAAGAAGGACAAAGGUGGGCAGACUGCUCUCCACUAUGCCAUAUCUCAGGGAUGCAAAGAGGUGGCCGAUGCCCUACUGAAUAACGGAGCGGAUGCCAAUCUCAUUUCAAGGGGAGAAACACCUCUUUGCCGAGCAGCAUCCAAGUCUAAUUUGGCACUUGUUGAGCUUCUUCUGGCUUAUGGUGCCGACUUCAUGUUACCGUCGCCAAGUUAUCACGGUGCCCUACCCAUACAUAUUGCUGCCAUGGGGAGCGACUUAACUAUCUUGAACACUCUCUUGGAGUCGGGAUCUCCUAUAAAUCCUAUCGAUGACGAACUACGGACACCCUUGAGAUGGGCGAUGGAUGGUGGCAAAAAUGAACUUGUGCAUUUCCUGCUAAGUAAAGGAGCGGCGAAGUGAAUUUACUAAUAUUUAAGCAGUUUGCUAUAUCUAAUUACCUAAGUGUUUAAAUCACAUUUAUGUUCUUAGAUAGGUACCUACCUAGGUAUGAUUGGUACCUAGUACCUUUAGCUUUUAUAGAUCGGUA